Molecule: messenger RNA, 1432 nt
Organism: Lactuca saligna
Lineage: Eukaryota; Viridiplantae; Streptophyta; Magnoliopsida; Asterales; Asteraceae
Source: the annotation of a GenBank genome assembly
CUAAAAGACGACUAAUCUAUAGGUGGCUGCUUCUUGAUGAAGGCUGUGGGCUAUACAAAACCACAAGAGAGAUGCUCCACAUUAACAGCUAACCUCAAACUCUUCUGAUCCAAUCCAACCACUUCCUUAAUUACGGAUGGAAGAGAGUCUUCCUCCUGGAUUUAGGUUCCAUCCAACCGAUGAAGAACUUAUCACUUUUUAUCUCAGUCAAAAGGUUACUGAUUCAAGUUUCACUUCCAAAGCAGUUGCUGAGGUUGAUCUCAAUAAAUGCGAACCUUGGGACCUCCCAGCCAAAGCUUCAAUGGGAGAAAAGGAAUGGUAUUUCUUCAGCAUGCGAGAUCGAAAAUACCCAACAGGACUACGAACAAACCGUGCAACUGUAGCCGGUUAUUGGAAGACAACCGGAAAAGACAAAGAAAUCUUUCGUGGUGGAAUCUUGGUUGGAAUGAAGAAAACCCUAGUUUUUUACAUGGGUAGAGCUCCUAAAGGUGAAAAAACUAACUGGGUAAUGCAUGAGUAUAGACUUGAAACUACACAUGCUUAUAAACCUAUUAAGGAGGAAUGGGUGGUUUGCCGAAUUUUUCAAAAAAGCACGACAGCUAAAAAACCAAUGGGCACCACAUCUUCGCCUCAGUCAAUAGAUUCACCUUGUGAUACCAACACGAUGGCAAAUGACUAUGGUGAUAUCGAGCUUCCGAACUUAAAUGGCAUUGCAAAUUUAAGUGGUAACAUUUCACUUCAUAAUUACGGCAUGGAAACCAACCUCAACACGAACAUGAACCUGGAUAUUAGUUUGGCACACACUCUUCCAUUGCUUGCAUGGCCAUCUAGCAUACUAAGUUCAAACCUUUCAAUGAAUGCGCUACUAAUUAAAGCAUUGCAACUUAGAAAUUACCAACAAAGAGAAGCUACAAAUAAUUUUGAUUAUCAAUUCAUGCCACAAGCGAACUCCAACUUUUUAGAUGGGGCAAGUCCGAGCUUACAAGCGUCUUCCACUAGAAAUUGUGAAUCUUUGCAGCAGCAGGAACAACAGGAGCAACCAUUUAACUUGGACUCCAUGUGCUCUUUUCGAGACAAUAAACACUCUCAUGCCAUUGAGCUUGACAAUGAGUUACGUUCCCUGGUCCAAGUUGAUCACUCCAUCACCGAGUAUUGUCAGAAGAUGAAAGCAACUGUUGAUUUAUUAGCAAACAUUGAAGCCCCUGUUCCUCAGAAAACCUUGCAUUCCCGCAAGCCACCAUCUAAUGGUUUCCUCGGGAAACAACCAGCCUCUCAAGCAAGUUACAAUGCUGCCGCAGCAGCUUUCCACACAGUAGAUGAUCCCUCAUCCAUUCCACCACCGUGUCAGUGUUUUCCACUUAUUCCUCAAGAUCAGCUCACUGAGCUCCCCGUAACCUUCAAUGUUAGGGUGAAAAGUCACGCUUUGAUGUAG